AUGACUGCGGUGUCGAUCGAGCACGAUCCGCCUGUGAAUUCAGAUACUUUGCUUUACAAGAUCCUCGUGGAGCUGGGAUUGCCCAGAGACCAAGCAGAGGCUGUGGCCCGGAUGCCCUGCAGCGCCAAACGUUUCUACUGCGAUGAUCAGGGAGAACUCACAGAAAUCACUCUGCAACAUUUGGAUCUUCGGGGGCGUAUCCCCAAAGAGCUUGGUGCCUUGCGGUUUCUUCGCCAACUAAACCUCCAAGUGAACCAGCUGAAAGGCCAGAUCCCAAAACAGCUGGGUCAGUUGAAGUUCUUGGAAGUUCUUGGCCUGGCAUCGAACCAGCUAGAUGGCCGGAUUCCCGAAGAACUUGGGCUACUUGAGAACCUGGAGUGGCUUCAACUGGAACACAACCAGCUCAAUGGCCCCAUUCCGAGGGAGCUGAGCCAGCUGCAUUCGUUACGAGGGCUGCACUUGCAUCAGAAUCAGCUCGCAGGAUCUAUCCCUAAAGAGCUUGGCCACUUAACAACAUUGGAGGAGUUGCACCUUUCGCAAAAUCAACUGACGGGCCAAAUCCCGACAGAGCUUGGCCAACUUCAGGGUCUUUCUGUGCUAGAUCUGGCGGAGAACCAGCUUCAGGGCAGCAUUCCCAAAGAGCUUGGCCAGCUACAGAAAUUGAGGAGUCUUUUCGUCUACAAGAAUUCUUUGGAAGGACUUCCCACAGAACUUGGUCAGUUGCGCAACUUGAUUUCUCUCCACCUUGCCCAGAACCAGAUUCGAGGCCACAUCCCCAAAGAGCUCGGCCAGCUCCGAUUGCUGAAAAAGCUUGACCUUUCUGAGAACGCGCUGAGUGGUGAAAUUCCCCAGGAGCUUAGCCAACUGGACUUGAGAAUUCUCGAUCUUUCUCGAAACCAGUUGAGCGGAGGCAUUGCAUUUCUUUGGAAUACCAUUUGCAGCCUUACGGUUUUUGAUAUUAGCCACAACGCUCUUAGUGGGGAGCUCAACAUGGAAGUGUCUGAGACUGGGCAGUCAUGUCAGAAGCUCCGACACAUGGAUUUGAGCCACAACAAGUUUCGUGGGAGUCUCUCCAAACUUGUAGAUAUCUUUUGCAAGUUGAGCCCCAUCGGUGGAUCGUUGCAAGAGCUUCGUCUCAACCACAACGAGCUCAUUGGUGAAAUACCACAGUGUUUGAUGCAAUUCCGCCAUUUGACUCUUCUUGCACUCAACAACAAUCGUUUACAAGGGUCCCUUCCUGAAGUGCAUGCUCCGGAGCUAGUGGUGCUGGCUUUGCACAAGAAUGAGUUGUCUGGUAAGCUUCCCAGUAGCUUUCACACGCUGAGGCAUCUUGGAGUGUUGACCCUGCAUGAGAAUUCCAUCGGGGGCUCCAUCAGCGACAUUCGCUUGAAUGUGACGUGCAUGGAUAACUCCAAGUUCGCGCUGGGCCAGAUGGGCUGUGGUGAAAUCUCGCUAACAACGAGAGGGAACCCAUGGUUCAACUUCACAGAGAAUGAGCUUCGGCAAAUCAGGAGCAACUGUCCUACUUUGACUGGAUGCCCUAGACAUGGAACGGCCAACCUGACUCUGCACCGGAAUCGUUUCUCGUGCGCAGUACCCGAACGUGUCGACAAUGUCACGGUGACGGGUCUUGUGGUUAUGGGCAACAUGCUGGGAUCUGGCUACGAGCUCGCUUCAUCUUGGAUACUUCCAGAAGAGAAACAAUCCUUCCUUUACUACUCCCAUGAGGUUUGGCAAUCCAAUUGGCAUGUUCUCUGUGGAUUUCUGCUUCUUCUGCUUCUUGCGGCUGUCUGUCGACCACGACAGAGGCUGCAGAAGACCUUAAGAAGUUUGGAGGUUUCGACGACGGCUCCGGUGGCGUCUGCGAACUUCGGGUUGUUGAAAACAGCGCAAGCCACGCUUUUGCUUGCCACUCCGCUUCUUUUCAUUUAUUUGUGCAGCGAAAGCUACUAUGACUGCAGUCCUCCCUUGUGGCAAACGACCUCUGCAAAUCUCCAAGCAGAGCCUUUGGCAGACUUUUGUGUCAUAGCCUGUUGGUGCGCAAUGCUUGUGCUGUUUCGCACAAUCAUUGCCAGCAUGCCAGCCAGCCGGAGGGUCCAGAGCGAGAGAUAUGGGAGCAUGGGUGGAUUUACCUGGGCCUAUCUCUUUUUGCGAGCUCGGAGAUUUCUGGUGUGGCUGCUCUGGUUUGGUGUUGUAACGGUUUUCUCUUUGCCAUCGGUGUUGUAUGCGUUUGCCAACUCCUUGCCCGCGCACAACACGUCUGGCAUCAAUGAUGCGAUGCUGAAUUUCAUCCACAGAACUGCGCCUGUCCUCACGGUGUUGAUCGACAUGGUCCUGGUCGUGAGAAUAUCAACCAAGUACUCAAGGCUAACCGGAAUCAAGGCAGAUCGAUUGGUGAUGACGUUUCGCUUGUUUGCCGCUUGGCUGCUGCCGCUGCUCAUCACCGUCAUCUUGGAUGAGAACUGCAUUUCUGGAUGGAAGUGGACGUGGACGGUUUGCCAAGCAGAAUCUGCACAACACCGGAUUUUUGAUUGGACCAUCUACAAUGAAGAGAUCCUGAACACGCAACGCGAUAUUUGCAAUCUGAGCGAGACUUGGUGGUCGGACGGCCGCUGCAGCCGUGCCAUCGUGGGGAAUUUGACGCCUUUCUUGCUCAAGAAGCUGCUCACGCGAAGCUUUCUGCAGCCGCUCAUCUUGCUGUCGCUCUGGCGCCUUUCGCGCCUGGAAGAUCGACGCGACGGCUCCAAAGGACGUCAUCUUCGAUUUCUUGGAGGUCCCAAAGGCCAUCCUCUACAACUCCUCGGUGUGGGUCGUCGCACGAGCGGAUCGCUGGUGCCCUUGCAGCAAAUGCCCUUCCUGACGACCCUGAUGGAAUUGCUGAUGUUUUGGACGCCCUUUGUGCCAUUGCUGAGCCUGGGCGUCCUCAGUGCCAGCACCGUGAACAUGCUCAUCUUCGACCUGGGCGUGUGGCAUUUCAGGGUGCAACUUCCAGACGACGAGGUGAACCGCGCUGCCGGGCUGUCCGGAUCAUAUUUGAGCUUUGCACAGAUUGCUGGGAGCAGCCUCCAGCUGUGGCAUGCCUUCAGCAGCAACAUGCAUGGGAGGUACAUGCUGCUGACCUUCAAUGUUCUGGUCAUAAACCCAUGGGCGAAAUGCUUUUUGCCUCUCGAGCGGGCGAGGAAGCUGUUUUGGGAGCCCCUGAGCCGAGUGCAGGAGAUGGUCAUUGAGAUUCCUCAAGCUGGUGAAGCUCAGGGAACAACUGAAAGACCGGCAGAAUGGGUUGACAGGAGAAGCCUGAAGAUGCGGCAGAAGGUGGUGGUGAUGAUGAUGGAGGAGGAGGCAUCUGAAGUCUUCGCUGAAUGGUGGGGGAGCUGUUGGCGCAAAUCCGCUGAAGAGAAUAGGCGCCGAACAAUUCCAGGUAGGCUGAAGAAGGGAGAUGACGAAGGAGAUGAGGAGGUUCUGCAGGUUGCGAAGACUCGAAAGAUUAACAAAGAGCAGUUCAAGAAGGAAGUCUCCGAUCGCACCACUCCGCCCUCAAGGGGCGACACGGAGCAGGAGCGCGAUCACUGGUCUCGCCCAAGGCGAUGGCAAGUGAGACUCUGGCAGGUUCGAGUCGAGAACAUGACCGAUGAGGCCAUCCUGGUCUUUGGGAACUUCAUCUUCGGGGGCACGAAGGAGGAAUUCCUGGUGCGUGCGGGGGGCAAGGAGCCCUCCAUUUGGGUGGCGGGGGACGAAGGGGUGAUCCUGCGAACGCCGGUGGUGCACGACGUGCCAGGUGAUGGCGAAGAUACCGAGUGUGACUUUGAUGUGUCCUUCGAGUGGCAUGGCAGCUAUCUCGACCUCGAACGACAGAACUUGAGGCUGGAGAUCUGGAACUGGGCUCGCUGGCGGAUCAACAAGUUCGAUUGCUUCUGCGAGGAGCCCUUGUUGAGCUUCGCCAAGGGUCCCAUUCAAAACGAGAUGGAGUGCAACAAGGUAGACAAGUUCGGAAAGAAGCAGAGCCGUGUGAAGGUCGCCUUCAAGUUGUUCUUUCAAGAAAUCUACGACUUUGAGCUUUCGAUGCCGGUCUGGCGUGCUAGCGCCGUGCCCACCUGCAAGCGACUCCUCGAGCGCUUGAGGGACAACAUCGAGGAGGAGGACGAAGAACUCACGGGCGGUGGAGCCCGGGGCACCCUGGGGCGGAGUACUCGGCAGACGGGAGCCAAGCAGACGCAAGCCCUGCCACGAACUCUGUCGCUGGCUUCGGAUGAAUCGAUUCAUCAGACGAUCCAUGUCCAAACGCCGGCGUUGCGGGCACAUGGCACGCGGAGUUGCUAUUUGGUCUCCAACAAGAGCGGCAACAACGGUGGCGGUGUCCUAUGGGACAGCUGGACGCGGAAGAAGUUCCGCGGCUACUUCCGUGGCACGUGCUCCGAUCUCGGCAACGCCUCCCUGGAGGUGAACUUGAUGAGCUUCGAGAAGCCCCGUGAGCUGCAAGAGUUGGUGACGCAGUUGGGAGGUGGACGCCCAGGUGGCAGCCGGUACCAUGUGAUCUUGGCCAAUGCCGAGAUCCCCUUGAGGGGCGUGCUGGAACACGGCGAGGUGAAGGCGACCUUGCGACCGGCGCCCUGGUUUUAUGGCCUCGAGGAGGGCGGCAAGGUGCACCGGCAACGCUGCGGCUUGCUGCAGGGCCACGUGGCUGUGGAUCAUCGCCCACGCUAUCAGCAGACAGAUGAUGUGUCAGACGAGUUGGAUUUGAGGAAGAGAUAUCUCUUUGUGAAGGUCAUCAAGGUCGACCGGGUGGUGACGCCGGACACGCGGCCCACGGACGAGAUCGACACCUUCGUCGAGGUGACCUUCGACGGUGUGGCGAAGCGCACUCGGAUCUGCCAGGACGAUGUGUCGCCCAGCUUCAACGAUGACUUGGUCUUCGAGUUGUCCUUGGCGAAGACCAGCAGUAAAAACGAGCGGCAGGAUGACAACGAAGCGACCUGGGAGGAGCUGGAGCGGAAAGGGCCGGUCUUCAUCGACCUUUGGACCAUCGGCUCCAAGAGCAACGAGCACUUGGGCUCCGUCGAAGCCUUCCUUCAGGACAUUCUCGUCGAUGAAGUCGGACAGCCUCAAAAGGAGGUGACACGAACUGCUCGUGAUGCGCGGCUGAAGCGCCAGGAGAACUUCAGUGUCCGCGCCUUCCGUGGACAACGAAGGUUGAAGUUUACCUGGGGACUUGGCCAGGAGUCCAACAUUUUCUACGAGAUGUGGUUCCUCCCGGAUUUGGACCCCAUGGCAGUGCUGAAGGCUUUGCCAGCUGAAGUGCCUUUGCCCAAGGCCUUGGCUGAGAAGUUCGAAGAGAAGCAGAUGAUCUGGGACGAAGUGGCCGAUGAGCUGAAUGGGAUUCAUGAGAACAUGGAGCAGAUCGAGCAGGACGAGCUCCGCCGCACGGGGCGGCAGUUCCAAUGCACGGCCGCCAGCAUUUGGCCGGUGCAGUCGGCACAGGAGCACUUCCUGCCGCGCUUCUGCGACGUGCUGCGGCCGCCGCACGGCGUCGAUUGCGCCACGGCCAUCAACCACUACGUGGGCUGCUUCCCCUACAUGGUCGCUCCGAGGUCAGCACUCCGAACUUCUUCUGUGCGCUGCGCAAGGGCAAGAUUUUGGAGCAUGCCUUGCUGCACUGCAGCCUCUUGCUUGGGCUUUCCUUCAAGGCCUACGUGUGCUGUGGGACGAACUUGA
Durusdinium trenchii is the source of this 5709-nucleotide messenger RNA. The record is from the annotation of a GenBank genome assembly. Lineage: Eukaryota; Dinophyceae; Suessiales; Symbiodiniaceae.